GUCACGCCCCCCGGUCCGGCUUCUGCCGGGUGUGCGCGCGCGCCGUGGCAGAGCUCCCGUGAGGCAGUGCGGGCGCGGAGCGCGGCGGCGGGCUUCUGAGGGGCGCGAGCGGAGCUUCCAGAGGUUGGUUCAUCGUGGCUGGGCAUUGACUCUUGUGUGAAUGGCGGGUGCUGAUUCAGUCGUCGAGGUAAAUAUUUUGUUGACUCUUCCUCAAGGACAUUAUCGUAUUUAUUUCUAUUUGCUUAGAAAAAGCAGGAAAAGAGGCUGCUUAGCCACAGGCUGGCUUGGACUUGGUUAGAUAUAUUUAUUUUGAAUUCAAAACUGAACUCAUGCGAUAUGAUGUAUCUUUGGAAAAAAUAAGAUUUUCUUGAUAAUUAGGUUUUCAUUAUUUUUUCGGUGUUCUAAGUAAUACCCUAGUUGUUUAUCUUCUCUUUAUCUCUGUCAAACAUUUCAGCUACAACUACCUCAGGUUAGAUGCUUCCCUCCCAGAUAUCUGUGGUAUUUAUCUAUAUUGUUCUUUUACAAAUAGAGUUGUCUUAUUAGUUGUCUUAUUUGUGGUCUAAUGUUUGUUUUUUCCCCCCAGGAGAAGUCAUAGAUUCUAAAAAAAUUUUGUCCUUCUUCUGAACUUAACAUAAAUUUAGUUUGUUUGUAUUUGGGUUUAUCUUCUAAAUAUCCACACCAUAAACCCGUAUCAGUUACAAAAAAGUUGUGCAGUUAAACCAUGAGUUGUGGAAAAGAGUUUGUGGAAACAUUAAAAAAAAUUGAUUAUCCCAAAGCUGAUAGUCUUAAUGGGGAAGAUUUUGACUGGUUGUUUGAGACUGUUGAAGAUGAAGCAUUUUUGAAGUGGUUUUGUGGGAAUGUGAAUGAACAGAAUGUAUUGUCCAAAGAAGAAUUGGAAGCUUUUAGCAUUCUUCAAAAAUCAGGCAAGCCCAUCCUAGAAGGAGCAGCACUGGAUGAAGUUCUUAAAACCUGUAAAACUUCUGAUUUGAAAACCUCUACCCUGGAUGACAAAGAGCUAGAGAAAUUGGAAGUUGAAGUUCAAGCUCUGCAGAAAUUGAAGAACCUAAAAAUUCAGCGACGUAAUAAAUGCCAGUUGAUGGCUUCGGUAACAAGCCACAAAUCUCUGAGGUUAAGUGCUAAAGAAGAAGAAGCCACUAAAAGGCUGAAGCAGAGUCAAGGAAUUCUAAAUGCGAUGAACACCAAGAUAAAUAAUGAACUUCAGGCUCUUACUGAUGGCGUUGCUAAAUUGAUGAUGUUUUUCAGACAUUCUAAUUUGGAUCAAGGGGCAAAUCCACUGGUGUUUUUAUCUCAGUUUUCCUUGGAAAAAUAUCUAAGCCAAGAAGAGCAAAGCACAGCAGCAUUAACUUUGUAUACCAAAAAACAGUUCUUUCAAGGUAUACAUGAAGUAGUUGAAAGUUCAAAUGAAGAAAAUUUUCAGCUUUUAGAUAUACAAGCACCAUCUAUUUGUGAUAAUCAAGAAAUCCUUGAGGAGAGACGGCUGGAGAUGGUUAGGCUGCAGCUAGCAUACAUUUGUGCUCAACAUGAGUUAAUUCACUUGAAAGCAAGUAAUUUGAGCAUGAAGUCAAGUAUACAGUGGGCAGAGGAGAAUCUUCAUAGCCUCACUAGCAAGGCUCUUGGCAAAGAUAAUUUGGAUGCUAAAAUUUCUAGCUUGAACAGUGAGAUUCUGAAACUUGAAGAACAAAUCACUUAUAUAAAAGAUAAAAGCUUGCCUGCUGUGGUAAAAGAGAAUGCCCAGUUAUUGAAUAUGCCAGUUGUAAAGGGAGAUUUUGAUCUACAGAUUGCUAAACAAGACUAUUAUACAGCAAGACAAGAGUUAGUUUUAAAUCAGUUGAUAAAGCAAAAGGCAUCAUUUGAACUUCUACAGUUAUCAUAUGAAAUUGAAUUGAGAAAGCAUUGGGACAUACAUCGUCAACUUGAAAAUUUAGUUCAAGAACUUAGUCAAAGUAAUGCGAUGCUCCGCCAGCGAUUAGAAAUGCUGACAGACCCGUCAGUAUGUCAGCAGAUAAAUCCAAGGAAUACCAUUGAUACCAAGGACUAUUCUACUCAUAGGCUUUAUCAACUUUUAGAAGGAGACAAUAAGAAAAAAGAAUUGUUUAUAACCCAUGGAAACCUGGAGGAGGUGGCUGAGAAAUUAAAACAGGAUGUUUCUUUAGUACAAGAUCAGUUGGCAGUUUCUACUCGAGAACAUUCUUUCUUUCUGUCCAAACUGAAUAAUGAUGUGGACGAGCUUUGUGAUACUUUGUAUCAAGGAGGAAAUCAGCUUUUGCUUAGUGACCAGGAGUUAACAGAGCAGUUUCAUCAAGUUGAAUCCCAGCUGAAUAAGUUGAAUCAUCUUCUUACUGAUGUUCUUGCUGAUGUGAAGACAAAAAGAAAAAUUUUGGCAUCUAAUAAACUGCAUCGAAUGGAAAGAGAAUUAUAUGUAUAUUUUUUAAAAGAUGAAGAUUAUCUGAAAGAUAUUGUGGAGAACUUAGAAAACCAAUCAAAGAUUAAAGUUGUUGGUCUGGAAGAUUGAAGAUUAUUAAAAACAGAAUCUUUACUACGAUUUAUGAAAAUGGAAAAUUAUGAGGCAUUUGUAGGCUUUGAUCCCUGUAAGAUACUGCUUUCCAGUGUUGCUCAGAAGAUUAUGUCUGCUGUGUACUCAGGUGACUUAGUGGAGUCUAAGCAUUGGAGAGGGUGAAAAGAGUGAGUAAUUUUUAUGAAUCUGUCUUUAGUUACCUUAACUAAGGUUUGAAAAUGAGCCAGCAGAAUUAUUCUAAGGAACUUUAUAUUGUGUAGAGAAGCUUUGCUACAAACAAAUGGAGUCCUGCUCCCCUUGGUUUCCUCUCAUUCAGUGAUAACUGACCUGCUCGCUAGACUUCACAUUCUCUUAACCCUUAACACUUUAAAAUUUCUUUUCACUAUUUAUUUUUGAGAGAGAGAGACAGAGCACGAGCAGGGGAGGCGCAGACACAGAAUCCAAAGCAGGCUUCAGGCUCUGAGCUGUCAGCACAGAGACUGAUGCAGGGCUCAGACUCACGAACCAUGAGAUCAUGACCUGAGAUCAAGUCAGACGCUUAACUGACUGAGCCACCAGGCGCUCCAGCCCUUAAUGCUUUAAAAUGUAGCACUCUCUUCCUUGUUCCAGGCAUUUAUGCCAAACAUUUCCUGAGAAUCUGCACUGGCUGUGUAAGUGACCUCAGAAGAGAUGGGCUGUUUCACGGUGCCCCCGGCUUCAGCCUUAGCUCUUGGGUCAUUGAACGUACAUUGACAUAGUAUUUGCUUACUAUGUGUGGCAGACCAGAGAGGUGUUUUUGACAGCGUGUGUAUUAUGCUGCCAGAGAAAUGAAUAAAUUCCUAGGUGGCAAAGAUCGACAGAUACGUGUAUAUGCAUUUAUGGCAUCAUGUAUAGCAGCAGUGACAUACGCUCACAAGUAUGACUGAAAUAUUUGGAGUACCAGUUAUUUUUUUUACUAGCAAAGUUGUCUUGUUUUUUAAUAUUUAAGUCGGCCAAUUUGUUGUUUCUUUUCCACAGAGUAAGUUAUAUGUGAAUGAGAUAUAAUUGAGUAAUUGUGAUGAAAUAAUUGAGAGUAUUGAAAAAUUGUGCAAAAGCUAUAUACGUGCAGUUUCUCGAAGAUAUAGGUAGCACUUAACAUUUAGAUUUGUUCAUAUUCAGGCCUCUGUUGCUCAUGAGCCUCGUUAGAGUAGAAGUCAUUAAUAAAUGAACUGGUAAGAAUUUUUGGGUAUGGACUACCUACCUAGAAAUUUUGAUAGUGUUUUGGGGAGUGGGGGGGGGGCAUACAGUAAGGAAGAUAAAUACUUAAAUAUCAAAGAGCUUUCUUCUUUAUCCUGUAUAGUUUCUAAAAUAAAAAAGCAGUGUGUACUUGACAGGUAGAAAUGUACUUCCCUUUGAAAACCGAUAGGAAUAAAAAAUGAUAGAAAUAGUAAAACGUCUCUGGUAGCUUCAGUGUGAGUUUGUUGAGAAAGAUUUAUGGCCAUCAGUCGAUCUUGUGAACUCUGGUCAUGUUCUUAUACCCUAUAAAAUUCUAGUUUUCAUACAUUUAUUGAGAGGUAGUAGGAAAAGAUAAAGGUAUUUUUCUGUCAAAUGUUACUGGAUUUGGAAAAAUAGUGGAAUUUUCAUAUGGAUUCUGUAUUGUCUGUUGCUACAUAACACCCUUGCUACCAACUUAGCAACUUAAAACAACCCACAUUUGUUAUCUCCCAGUGUCUGUGGGUCAGGAGCUGGGGCACAAUUUAGCUUCAUCCUCUGCUGGGCUACAGUGCAGAGGUGUGAGCCGGGGCUAUGGUCUCAUCUGAGGCCCGAAUGGGGAAGCAUUUGCUUCCAGUGCACAUGGUUGUUGGCAGAUUCAGUUCCUUGUAGGCUUUUGGACUGAGGGCUUCGGUUGGCUGUUGGCUCUAAGACACCUUCAGUUCCUUUUCACGUGGUUCUCCUUCGGCCUGGCUUUACGUGAUAGCAGCUUGCUUUUUCCCUAACAAGAGUGUCGUCAUAGUUGUCUGCAGAGUAAUUGGGAACAUCUUGUCACCGUUGCUGUACUCUGUGGGUUAGAAGUGAGCCAGUAAGUCUCACCCACACUCAAGGGUGUGAGUACUAGGAAGGAGGGGUCUUGGGACUACCCUGGAGUUUGUCUGCCACAGAGUCUCACCAGUUUCUUAUUUCGUAUGGAUUGGAUUAAAUUGGUUGCUGGUGGGUUAUUGAUGAAUGAUGCUGGACCUAAGACCUAGUUAAUUCCUGGACCCUUGUCACAUGCUGAGUUGUUACUGCAUCAGACCCUUACCUCUCACAAGUAAAAUACCGUAUUCGGUGUCUCAUUUCUAAAACCCAUUUCAUACCAAAUAAAUAUAAAAAUUGAACUCAUAAAUCAGUGAGAAUAACUACAAAUAUUUGUUACUACAAACAAGUAACACCGAACAGCAUUACUAUUACACGUCACUUCAGGGUCUGCAUUUCUGAUGUGCUACACUGAGGGAUCUCGCGAUACACAUGCAGUAAAGGUUGGAUUACAUAUAUCUUCUUGCUGCAAGAUCAUUAUUUAAAAACCCUUUGCUGUGAGAAUCAAAAUAUGCAAAAACUUAAACUACAGUUUAAUGAAUUAAUAUGAAGAGGACAUCCUUGUAAUUGCAUCUUCAAAACCUCAACAUUUCCUUCUCAAUUAAAACUCCCUCCUGCUCAGAGGUAACCAUCAUCCUGACUGGCAGUCACCUCCACUUCCUGAUGAUGGGCAUUUUCUCCAGAGGCUUUUUUGGCAGAGAUUAUGUGUAUGCAACACCAGUCUGUCCUGGGGAGCAGGAUCAGGCUGCAUGGCUCAGUCUCCUUGCAGUCAGGUGUGACCCGGGUUCCUGUCUGUGGGACGUGUGCUCAGGUGGUGUGUGCCAUUUCCAGGGUAGGCCCAAAGACAUUCAACUUGCUUCCCAGCUGGCCUCUUUCCUUCCACCCAGUAGGAACCCCAAACGACUCCUUUCAAACUCUGCAAAUGAUAACAGUGUCCUAGAGGAUUGUGGAACAUGUUGGAAACUGCAGUCCUGGAGGGACUUCACAAAAGAUGUGUAACCAGCUGAGUACACUCACUCAGAACAUGAAAGGGAAAUAAACUUUAUUCUUUAAGCCA
This is a messenger RNA of Prionailurus viverrinus (fishing cat), 5624 nucleotides long. RefSeq names its product HAUS augmin like complex subunit 3 (gene HAUS3). Gene Ontology annotation, biological process: centrosome cycle; spindle assembly. Bases 722 to 2533 code for a protein of 603 amino acids. The transcript has 6 exons. Gene Ontology annotation, cellular component: HAUS complex; mitotic spindle; centrosome. NCBI's taxonomy places the organism in Eukaryota, Metazoa, Chordata, Mammalia, Carnivora, Felidae. The record is from RefSeq and is a predicted model, not a curated record.